UUCCUGAUUUAGAAAGAUAGUAAAUGCUGACACCUAGUGACAAAAACAGAACCAUUCUGUCCCCGGAACCUAAGUGUCCUAGCUGAGGCGAUCUUCGGAGUUAUUUAUGAGACGGACCCCACUAGCCAAUGCUAAGCGAUGCUAGGCCUUCAGAAGCUAACACGUCUAAUUAAACUCCUUUAUUUCAGUCUGCUCUGAAGUACUCAUGUUAUCUCGCAAGCAGAAACGCGUGUGGAGGUACGUGGAGGAGGGCAGCGUGCUGAAGCUGAAGUCGUACCUCCGGAGGCACCGGGACCUGGAUGUGAACUUCUCCCACGGCCGGAGGGAGAGGAGCCCGCUGCACCUCGCCUGCUGCCUGGGAGACGACGCUGCGCUGCGGCUGCUGCUCAGACACGGAGCCGAUGUCCUCCAGAAGAACCGCAAAGGAGACACGGUGUUACACGUAGCCGUCAACAAGGCUCUGAAAAACAACAAUACAGCGUAUAAUGACCUAGUAGAGCCUCUCCAAAACAGUUGUCCAGAAGCUUUGGAUACUCCCAACAAUGCUGGAGUCACACCUCAAGACCUGCUGGACUGGAGGAAACAAACAAAGGCUGCUGAAAACAUGAGUCGUCCAUCUGAAAAAGACCCCCAGAAGGAGUGGAUCGAAAAGCUGUUUGGGGAAUGCGUGGAUGAGUUCCAUGAAACCUUUGCUGAUGAUUAUCUUCCUGUCGAUGAUGAUGAGGAAGACUUUGGGGACUGGGCUGACCGUAUUAGAAGAGAUUAUUAUGAUAAGAAGAUCGCUGAAACUCAGAGACUGGCAGCUUCGUCUUCUGGGUGGAAAAAGAAAAAGAAGAGUGAUCAAGAGAGAGAGCAGGAGGCGCAGAGCCACAAGGAGCUGCACGAGAAGCUGCAGAGGGAACACGAAGAGUACCUGGCACGAGCCAAACGUAAAGAGGAAGAGACUAAACUGGGUAAAAAGCGCACGUACGAUGAAAAGUGCGCGGCUACUUUUGAUGGUGGCUCUUCGUCUAAAGACACAAAGCUGAGCUACAGCGACAUCCCCUGGCCGGCUCCACGAGGCACCGUGCAGGAUAUGCUGGAUGUGAUGCUGCACGGCGUGGACAGGAACGACGUGCCGGUGUUCCGUAAAAUGCUCCUGAAGCAGCAAGUGCUGUGGCAUCCUGACAAGUUUGCCCAGCGCUGUGAAGCUCGUUUAGAGGAGAAGGACAAACAGCGGAUUCUGGAUACAGUCACAGCGCUGUCGCAGGAGCUCAACAGUCUGGCACAGAGCCUCAAGUCUUAAAAUGUUAACUUUAUAUAUAAUAAGCGUAUUUUCUGGACAAUAGAACUGUUGCAUUAAAGCAGUGGUUCCCAAAGUGGGGGGCAAAGAGGCAUGACAGGGGGCGCGAGAGACCAGGAGGAAAAAUGGUUAUUAAAAAAUAAAAA
This is a messenger RNA of Notothenia coriiceps (black rockcod), 1428 nucleotides long. It is a transcript of the gene nfkbil1, whose product is annotated as nuclear factor of kappa light polypeptide gene enhancer in B-cells inhibitor-like 1. NCBI's taxonomy places the organism in Eukaryota, Metazoa, Chordata, Actinopteri, Perciformes, Nototheniidae. The record is from RefSeq and is a predicted model, not a curated record. Gene Ontology annotation, molecular function: protein binding. Bases 206 to 1285 code for a protein of 359 amino acids. Gene Ontology annotation, biological process: negative regulation of canonical NF-kappaB signal transduction. The transcript has 4 exons.